This is a messenger RNA of Bufo gargarizans (Asiatic toad), 3568 nucleotides long. RefSeq names its product zinc finger protein OZF-like. Gene Ontology annotation, molecular function: DNA-binding transcription factor activity, RNA polymerase II-specific; RNA polymerase II transcription regulatory region sequence-specific DNA binding. The record is from RefSeq and is a predicted model, not a curated record. Gene Ontology annotation, biological process: regulation of transcription by RNA polymerase II. Gene Ontology annotation, cellular component: nucleus. Lineage: Eukaryota; Metazoa; Chordata; Amphibia; Anura; Bufonidae. The transcript is spliced from 2 exons. The coding region runs from base 91 to 1548 and encodes 485 amino acids.
GGCGAUCCCCCGUGUAAGAGUGAGGUGGAGGAGGACAUUCCAGUCCAUGUGACCACAGGAAAUCCAAGUAAGAAGUCUGAGGGAACCUUCAUGUUAUCACUAGAUCAUAAAGUAGAAGAUGAAGAUAUCAUGCAGCGCUCUUCAGGAGGUUUUAUUGCCUGUAAUGAACAUCCAGGACCUCACAGUACAGAUCCAUCAUAUAAUCCUCCUAAUCAUGAGGAACCUUCUCCUGACCAAUCACAGAUUGUUAUCACAAGUGCUGGGCAGAAAGGAGGUAAAGAGUUUUAUUGUGGGGAAUGUGGAAAGCAGUUUGCCUACAGCUCUGGUCUUUGUAGACACAGAAGAAUUCACACAGGAAAGAAGCCAUAUUCAUGUUCACUUUGUGAGAAAUGUUUUCUAAGCAAAUCAGAUCUUGUUAGACAUGAGAGAAGUCACAUAGGAGAGAAACCAUUUUCAUGUUCUAAAUGUGGGAAAUGUUUCAAAGAAGAAUCAAAUCUCCUUACACAUGAGAGAAUUCACACAGGUGAAAAGCCGUUUUCAUGUUCAGUAUGUGGGAAAUGCUUUACAGGUAAAUCAUAUCUUAAUCGUCAUGUAAGAAUUCACACAGGAGAGAAGCUGUAUUCCUGUUCAGAAUGUGGGAAAUGUUUCACAGUGAUAUCAAAUCUCCUUACACAUCAGAGAAGUCACACAGGAGAGAAACCAUAUUCAUGUUCAGAAUGUGGGAAAUGUUUCAUAAAUAAAUCAAAUUUAAUUACACAUCAGAGAAGUCACACAGGAGAGAAACCAUAUUUUUGUUCAGAAUGUGGGAAAUGUUUUACAAACAAAUCAAAUCUUAGUAAGCAUGAGAGAAUUCACACAGGAGAGAAGCCAUAUUCAUGUUCAGUAUGUGGGAAAUGUUUUGCAAAUAAACCAGACCUUUUUAAACACGAGAGAAGUCACACAGGAGAGAAGCCGUACUCAUGUUCAGAAUGUGGUAAGUGUUUUGCAAAUAAACCAGAUCUUGUUAUACAUGAGAGAGGUCACACAGGAGAGAAGCCGUAUUCGUGCUUAGAAUGUGGGAAAUGUUUUACAAAUAAAUCAUAUCUAGUGAGACAUGAGAGAAUUCACACCGGAGAGAAGCUGUCUUCAUGUUCAGUAUGUGGUAAAUGUUUUACAGUUAAAUCAGAUCUCAUUAAACAUGAGAGAAUUCACACAGGAGAGAAGCCAUAUUCAUGUUCAGUAUGUGGGAAAUGUUUUACAAUUAAAUCAAAUCUUAUUAUACAUGAGAGAAUUCACACAGGAGAGAAGCCAUAUUCAUGUUCACUAUGUGGGAAAUGCUUUACAAAUAAAUCAGAUCUUAUUAUACAUGAGCGAAUUCACACAGGAGAGAAGCCGUAUUCAUGUUCAGUAUGUGGGAAAUGUUUUACAAAUAAAUCAUAUCUUGUUAAACACGAGACAAUUCACUCAACAGAGAAGCCGUAUUCCUGUUCACAAUGUGGGAAAUGUUUUACAAACAAACCAUAUCUUGUAAGACAUGAGCGAAAUCACACAGGAGAGCAGCAAUGUUAAUGCUUUAAACAAUGUUUUAUAAGAAAAUCAUUCUAACACUCAUCAGAGAAUUCACACAGAGAAGAAACCACAUUUUUGUUAAGAAUCGGGGCUGUGGAGCUGUUAAACCAAAUCUCUGAUCCCAACUCCGACUCCUUCAUAAAUGGCCAAUAAUUCAGUAUGAACGUACUGUGGUAAAAUCUGGCCUUUUCUCACUGGCUACUUAGAGCAGAUACUGUAUUUAUGGGAAUACAAUUUUGAAAUUCCUAACAUUUUUGUAAAUCCCUGUAAGUAAAUAUAUAAUAACUGGAGAAUUCUGUUAUAGACCUGAUAAUUGUAAGGAGUCUAUGAAUGUGCCCUCAGGUAGAGAAGCUGGAUAGUCUGUGUAGCGGAGGCAGGCUGUGGCCACUUGUGAAAAGUUACUUAUUCCUGGACAAUUUCUUUAAUGCUGUCCUCUUGUUCUGUCUAGCAGCUCUGAGAUGACUGCAGGAAUGCCCGGUACUUCCCGGUCUUCACUACUGAGCAUGUGCAGCUAUUUCAGGCCUUGGAGCAGCAUUAGGAUACUGAGUAUAAAGGGGGGGGGGGGGGGAGAAGUGAUUUUCCAUCCACCCUAGAACACCCUGUGCUUAUUUUAUUCUUGAUUAAUAGGGGCCUUAGAUUGAUGAACAUUUAAAUAUAUUCAUGAUUUAACAUUUCAAAAUGUUCUUAAUUCCUAUAAAAGUUAAAUCACACAAUCAAGAACCGAUAUUUAAACUGAAGUCGGUACGUUUCUUCUGACUCCGACACCACCUAAAACUAGCUUCAACUAUUCCGGGUUCGGGUUAGUUUGGGACAUGCAAUAAGCUUAUUCACACACAUUAAACAGCCAAUACGGCCACUUUCACAUGGCAGAGGAUCUCAAAACCCAACCCAAAUGGAUCCGUUUUGAUUUAACACAUUAGGUUGCGUCCAUUAGGAUGCCGUUGUGUUAAAUCAAAACGGAACAAACUGGAUUUGUUACUAAAUACUGGACAUUGAAAGUCAAUGCGUGAUGGAUCAGUUUUUAGGACCCUAAAAAUACGGAUCCGUCACCAUUGACUUACAUUGUUUGUUUUUAGUGACUGAUCCGGUUUGUUCUGUUUCGAUGACCUGACACAAAACCGCAGCUUGCAAUCGGAUCUCAAAUCUGGAUUAUACUAGGGGGACUGGGCAUGUGUUGUCUUUCCAGUCUUCCUCUGUGGUUUUUCAGGGUAUAAUAGCGGGUCUCCUCUGCAGAUGUAGUGUAUGUGUUAUCUAAGGACUCACCACAUGUUGUCUUUCCAGUGUUCCUCUGCAGUUUUCAGGGUAUAAAAGCCGGUCUCAUCUGCAGAUGUAGUGUAUGUGUUAUCUAAGGACUCACCACAUGUGGUAUCUCUCCAGUCUUCCUCUGCAGUUUUUAGGGUAUAAUAGUGGGCCUCUUCUCCAGAUGUAGUGUAUAUGUUAUCUAGAAUGAGGAUUAUACCAGGAGGACUCACCACAUGUGUUGUCUUUUCAGUCUUCCUCUGCAGGUUUAGGGUACUAUAGCUGAUCUUCUCUACAUAUGUAUUGUAUGUUAUCUGGAGCAAGGAUUAUACCCAUUCAUCAGUAUAUGACAUCAGCUGUCCAUGUCAAUGUGUCCAUCCUGAAGAUGUCAUGUUGGAGAUCAGAGAAUCCUCCACACAGCUCUGUGUGACUGCCUUGCAUUUGUCGCUUCUCCCAACAACAGACACCCCUCAUGUCGGUCCCGGUCUCUCACUAUAGCAUAGAUAUGUGUGUCUUGAACAUUUUGGUAUUUUAGUCUACAUAUAUAGAAGACUACAAAUAUAGGGUUGACUUACUCAUACAGGACUCCCAUCCCCCACAUCAGUUAAUGUAGACGUUAUGGCAGCAAAUCGUGGAGUGCUCUUCGUCUCAUUGAAUAUGCAAUUUACUGUCCAUAAAUAAAGUGUCCAUAUGUGAAUAGAUACUUGGAGAAAAUUGCAAUAAAUUCAUGAUUUUCUUAAAUGUAUGUGAACUGCAACUGAAUAUUAAUAAACUACCCUAA